Messenger RNA from Cornus florida, 1246 nucleotides. Its product is annotated as protein CHLOROPLAST IMPORT APPARATUS 2-like. The record is from RefSeq and is a predicted model, not a curated record. Gene Ontology annotation, cellular component: nucleus. Gene Ontology annotation, biological process: regulation of DNA-templated transcription. Gene Ontology annotation, molecular function: protein binding. The transcript has 3 exons. Lineage: Eukaryota; Viridiplantae; Streptophyta; Magnoliopsida; Cornales; Cornaceae. The coding region runs from base 135 to 1040 and encodes 301 amino acids.
AGUCACAGAGGACUCAAACGCCCUUUCUCUUUCUCUCCAAAAAGAUCCCAAAAAGCUUCACUUUUUUCUCGCUUUUUCUCUCACUACAGCAUAUACGUGUAGAGAGGGGAAGUGUUUUUAGAGAGAGAGAGAGUAUGUGCAACAAUAACUCUCCCAGUCCUAUGCUCAACAAACCAGCGCGUAAAAUUAGAACCAAGACGAGGAAGCCCAAGUUCCUCAGCCUCCUCCUAGAGCUCUCGCCGGAAAACACACAACAAUCCGGCGGAGGAAUGACCACCACCACCCAUCACCAGCUCGAGCUAUUCCCACUGCACCCAGAAAACUUAACCCAAGAAAAAGACAGUACUACCCACGACGACAACAACCUCGAACACUUCUUCGCCGCUGCGGACGGCGGCUCCACAACCCUCACCGCCCUCCUCGGCGGCUCCUCCGCCACCACUUCUUCAGAAGAAAACAACUCGAUGUCACUAACGUACGCCUACGGGGGACAGGACAGCGAGGAGGUGGAGUUGGUACGGACGGCGCUGAGGAGCAAAGAGAGGGACGCGAGUGAAGAGAAGUGGGUCUGCUACUCGGAGGUCGUUGAGAGGAAGAAUGAGCUGGAAGUUACUAGCUGCGCCGCGGACCUACAGUAUAAAAAUCAGACGGUGGCUGGGUUGUCGUUGAAGCUUGAUUAUCAAGAGAUCAUGAAUGCUUGGUCUGAUAAGGGUCCACUUUACAUCCAAACCGCUGAUGAGUCCCCACAAACCGUUCCUGAUCUGUCUGAUGAUCCCAACGGGAUGAUGGAUGGUAGGGGAAGCAAUGGAGGGUUGUGGAGAGUCCCAGAGAAGUGCUGCAGCAAUGGCCUUGUCAAACCGAAAAUGGAGGAAGUACAAGGUGGAGAAGAGUGGAAGAUGGGGCAGAGAGAGGCUAGUGUGUUGAGAUACAAGGAGAAGAGGCAGAACAGGCUUUUCUCUAAGCGUAUCCGCUACGAAGUUCGAAAGCUCAACGCCGAUAAACGGCCCCGUGUCAUGGGGAGAUUUGUUAAGAGCAGUUGAGGAGAAAGUACAUAUUUUUCGAACACUUGUGAUGAUACCAGACAAUAAGGGCUUAUAUGGUCCUCAAAAGUAGUGUUCUUAUUUCUCUUUUGUAAAGACACUGAAGUGGUAUAGCAUGCUAAAAUAGCUAGACUCCGGAAUGAUAGGAGUUUCGUGCACUAAACUAAUCUAUUAUAAGUUCCAAAUCUAAAGGGAAUUUGUAUUUU